This is a messenger RNA of Cuculus canorus (common cuckoo), 3132 nucleotides long. RefSeq names its product NME/NM23 family member 9 (gene NME9). The record is from RefSeq and is a predicted model, not a curated record. NCBI's taxonomy places the organism in Eukaryota, Metazoa, Chordata, Aves, Cuculiformes, Cuculidae. The transcript is spliced from 5 exons. The coding region runs from base 797 to 1273 and encodes 158 amino acids.
GGCAUGCUGGGCUCAGUCUGCGCUCUAGUGCCUGGACUUCAUGAAAGAUGUGUCUUCACUGAUUUGUUUUAUCAGAACUGAAACGUCUUGACAAAGCAGUAUAGCUUGUGUGCAGCAAGGUGGGAAACUGCUGGUGGAGAGCCAUCUGGCUUACGAAAUGUACUGAGGACUGUGUCUGAGGUGUGACGACAGGAGAACUGUGCUGGAGACAAGCAGGUUGAAGCAGCACUCUGAAUGCUGGUGGGUCAGCCUAGACAACCACCCCGCUGCUGCUGUUGAGCACUGUGCUAGCUCUCGUGGGAAGUCUCUGCCAAACUGGGACCUAGCGGGUGUCCAUGUGUGUGGCUCUGCUCCAUGUCAAUGCUUGUUGGCCUGUGAUUCAGGCACCUGCAGAGAAGCAGUUUGGUCAGUCCUCUGCCAGUGGCUCUCACCUGUUUUAGUUGCUAGUCCAUGUUAAAACAUCGUUACAUAUCAGACUGCCAUUUAAAGGAAAGCAAAGUAGAUCUUUGCGUUUCUUCUCUAGCAGGAGUGCUGUGGUAAGGAGCUCAGGGUCCCUCAUCCCCGCUGCUCUUCCUUGCACGGCAGGGCUGUAUGGUAAGCCAAGGCACAGGAGAAACAUCUGGAGCCCUUCCCUGCUCUCAGAUCUUACUGUGUGGCCACACAAGGAGUUGUGCUGCCAUAACAGCAGGAAAAACCUGAGACUGUAUGGGUGUUUCACAGACCUUCCCUCUUGCACCAUCACAGCACAGCCCGAUGGGUUCAGAUUAACAUCAAUAGCCAGGAGCUUUGGGAAGACAUGCUGUGUCUCAAAGGACUCAUCGUUGUUGAUGUGUUUCAAGCCUGGUGUGGUCCAUGCAAAACAGUAGUGGAUCUUUUCCGCAAAAUAAGGAAUGAAGUUGGCAGUGACCUCCUGCAUUUUGCUGUGGCUGAAGCUGAUUCCAUUGAUGCUCUGGAAAAAUACAGAGGAAAAUGCGAGCCUGUCUUUCUGUUUUACACAGGAGGAGAGUUGGUAGCUGUUGUUAGAGGAGCGAAUGCCCCGUUGCUGCAGAAGACCAUCUUGGAACAGCUGGCUGUGGAAAGGAAGGUUUUAGAGCAUGGAGGAGAUCGCAUGGUGGUAAAUCGGUCACUGAACUCUGAAAUACCUGUACGUGUGUGUGCCAGAGGAAAGGUUCAGCUCCCCACUGCCAGCAGAGCUCUCAGACAUGGAUACUUCAUUACCAAAAUCCUGUCCUCUUGUCUGGACUGGCUCUCAAAUCUGGGGAGUGCUGCUUGAGUGUCUGCUAGGCUGUGGAGCCUUCCUACAGGGGCAGGCUGGAAAGGGGGACUGUGUUUCUGAAAAUCUCUGUCCUCUUGAUAAGAGCAAAGUAGUGCAUAUCAUCCAGCUCUGCAGGAUGAAAGAGAAACUCCAUGGUGCUCACUCUUGACUUGUUCUUUUACCACAAGUGUUUAAGGAAUAAAAUAAUCUUACCUUCCUAGGUGGUUUUGAAUUCCGGGGUCUCUAGCAGGCCUCUGUGAUGGCAUUUCUCAGGCUGAGGUGGGGAAAGGUUCGCUGCAGUCAUUUUUGUUUCUUAGUGUGACUGAUGCAGUGGCUGGAGCCUUUCUGCCUGGAGCACCUUCCCGGAGCUCAGCUCAUCUUUCUCCACAGUCCUGGGACCUGAUGGACUCUGAGUUCUGCUGUGUGCAAUCAGUCUGCCUUUCAGCAGCUCUGAAGUACAGCCGGACAGUCCUCACAGCUGAAACUAUAGACAGCCCCAAGGCUGCCCUUCCCUUCCCAGCCCCACUGCUGUAGGGACUGUCUUUUUGUGUGCACUGUCCUGAGUGGGACUUCUGACCUGGUGGCAUUUUUGAGGAACAAAAAUGACUUUCCUGCUAGUCAUAUGGCAUCCUUGAAGCACAGAUGAUGGUGUGUUGGUAACUGCAAGCUCCCUCUUCUGAGCAGCCCUUUCUGGUGAUGUUGCGUGGCCUGGGUCUGGGAAUGCUUUUCCCCCAGCUUUUACUAGUGAACUGACUCAGAGCUCAGAAGGUGACCCUGGACAGGCAGAUCCUCUGUUCUCGCCGCUGAGCUGAUGGACACCUGGAGAACUGGUUCCUGCUCAGGUGGAGGUAGAGAGUGAGGACCUGUCUGGCAGAUGCUCACCUAGAGGGGAAGGGGGCACUUGGGAUGUUCUUGUUCAUCCACGUGCUCUUGCUGCUAGGUACAAGACAGAGCCUUCUCCAAAGAGAAGGGGAACGUGGCUGCUGUUCAGGUUGAAUACUGGGCAAGCUGAGCAGGUAAGGAAGGCACAGCUGUAGGAUGCUCUUUGUGCCCUUAGCAUGAGCCUUUGCUAAAGCUGGGAUCCUAAACGAUGAUUAACUGCUGUGGCUAUUUGGACACGAGAGGGGCUGUUCCUCCCAUCAGGCACAACAGGGGCUGUGCCCUCAGCCUCUGACACGUCAGGACACAGGGAAUGUCACCCUGAAGCAGUGUGUGUAGGCAAGCAAGUAAGAGACAACGGUAGCUGGGGUGUCUGACCUCCAUAAACUCUUAAGAUUUGUCCUUCCACAUGUGUUUUAUUUCACAGUUAUCAGUUCUGACCCCUUCCCAUGCCUCCUAGCUGGGUGGGGGUCUUCUACUUUGAGUAACUGAAACACUUCAGCUUUUCCAGCUGGCUUUUAAAAGAAAGCACAAACACUUGGACACCAAACCUUGUUACGCCACCUCUUCCCUUGUCCAAAAUUAGUCACGUAUUCCCAAAGGCUUUUGCCUCUCACCCAGACCCAGUCUGUCUCCUACAGUGACGCUUUGUCCUGGCUGUGCUGGAUGCAGCUGCACGUCUGUGCACGCCAAAUCGUGGGCCCCAAAACGCUGGGAACUGCAACAACCCCUGCUUGGCCUUAGCGAAGGGGCUGUGGGGCUGGAAGGGAGCAGAGCACGCUGACCUCUGUCUCAUUGUUUUACCUAUUAUGAAUUAUUCCCCUUUUUCCUUGCCAGGCUGACACAUCCAUCGGUCCUGGGCCUGGUUUCUGAGCUGUCGUCAAGGAGCAAGUCGGGGAAUUGGCAUGAAAUAAAAGGAUUUUGUGUGGUAGCACUGCUGGCUCUCUCCCUCUGUCCCUCUGUCCCUCCAUCCCCCCUCUCCCUCUAUCCUCCCGUCC